This is a messenger RNA of Panicum virgatum (switchgrass), 1812 nucleotides long. RefSeq names its product E3 ubiquitin-protein ligase WAV3-like. The record is from RefSeq and is a predicted model, not a curated record. The transcript has a single exon. Lineage: Eukaryota; Viridiplantae; Streptophyta; Magnoliopsida; Poales; Poaceae. Bases 7 to 1536 code for a protein of 509 amino acids.
CUGGUGAUGAUGAAGCCGGUGAAGUACUUCAAGGAUGAUGCAGCGCUGACGGCGGACACGGUGACGGCAGAGGUGGAGAUCAACGUCACAUCCUCCACCACCGUGAGGGAGGGGCUGGACCUGGUGGCCGUGCUCGACGUCAGCGGCAGCAUGAAAGGGGACAGGAUCGAGAGCCUGAAGAAAGCCAUGACGUUCGUGAUCAUGAAGCUCACCCCCGUGGACCGCCUCUCCAUCGUCACCUUCUCCGACGGCGCCACCAGGCUGAGCCCGCUGCGCUCCAUGACCCCGGCUGCCCAGAGCGACCUCAGGGCUCUCGUCACCGGCCUGCAGGCCAACGGUGGGACCAACAUCCAGGCAGGCCUCGAGACUGGGCUGGCUGUGAUCGCCGACCGCGUCAACACCAAGGCCCGCACGGCCAACGUCUUCCUCUUCUCCGGCGGGCAGCAAACCUCCGGCGACGCCAGGCAGGUCGACCCUGGCCAGGUGGCGAUCUAUACGUUCGGUCUUGGCAGGGAUACGGACCACCAGCUGAUGGGCGACAUCGCCAAGAAAUCGCCGGGCGGGACCUUCAGUUCCGUGCCUGACGGGUCGCGGGUGAGCCUCCCGUUCUCGCAGCUGCUAGCUGGCCUCCUCACCGUGGUCGCCCAGGAUGUGGAGCUCACCAUCACGCCCAAGAUGGAGUACGGCGACGUGGACACCAUAGUGGUGGCCCCUUGCGCCGAGUACAUGCUUGCCACCGAUGCCACCACCGGUGUGGUCACCAUCAAGUUCGGCACCCUCUUCGCCGGAGAAGGACGCAGGGUCGUGAUGACCCUCGCGUUCAAGGACGUGAGCGCCACCUUCAGUGAGGAGUACGACGCACCCAUAGCCGACGCCGAGCUCAGCUUCGCCGCCCAGGGGAGGCCGCGAGACCGUCAAAUCCCGCAGGACAUCCAGAUAAAGCGCACCCCCACCCCAUCUCAGGCUCCUGGUGCGAGCAGCAGCAAAGCGCGGCAGGUGCAUGUUGAGGUUAUCAGGCAGGCGAGGGUGCUGGCGGGCGAUGGUCAGUUGGAGGACGCCCGGCGCAAGCUGGUGGAGGCACAGGAGGCGUUGGAGAUAAACAUCGUGCUGGAUCAUGAAGGUGAGAAGCUUGUGAACUCACUCCGAGAUCAGCUGCAGCAGCUGAUCAAGCUCAUGGAUACGGAGGAGACGUUCGAGGCGCGGCGCCGCCCCUACGCCCUUGCCUCCGAGACCUCCCACGGCCGUCGUCAGCGCUACGCCGCCAGGGGCAGCGAUGAAGACGGCGUCCGCCUCUUCGCCACGCCGCGCAUGGACACCUACCGCGAGCAAGCUAAGAAUUUCGAGGAGGAGGGCCGCGCCUACGCCCUUGCCUCCGAGACCUCCCACGGCCGUCAGCGCUACGCCGCCAGGGGCGGCGAUGAUGACGCCGUCCGCCUCUUCGCCACGCCGCGCAUGGACGCCUACCUCGAGCAAGCCAAGAAGUUUGAGAAGGACCCCACGGCGGCGGCGCCCUCCCCCGCCUCCGACGAGGAUUGAAGCAGGAGAUCAACGGCAACCCGCUCAGCAACGCCAUGGAUCACGCGCGCAUGCUCGUUUCCUUUCUUCAUGAAUUAUUUGCCAGCAUACAGAGUUACAGAUACGUGUCCAAUAAUAAGCAUGCUUCAAAGUGCACACCCCCGGUUUGAUUUCAUCCGUCUACCUUACUGUAUUGUGAUACGUCGUUAUUUACCAUUAUAUUGUACUUUCUUCUAAGUUGUAACAUGGUUGCUUGAAUAAUUGAAUUGAAGAUAAAAAGUCAUCGGUUGUGAUUAA